AGUCUGCUGCUGGGCCUCCCCUCCAGCAGGGGCGCUGGCGUCAGCAUCCGGCCACACGUCCUGUCGACAUGACAACACUGAGGCUGUUCACCUGCGACGACCUGUUCAAAUUCAACAACAUAAACUUGGACCCUCUGACAGAAACUUAUGGCAUCGCAUUCUACCUGCAGUACCUGGCUCACUGGCCGGAGUACUUCAUUGUGGCGGAGGCCCCAGGAGGAGAGCUGAUGGGCUACAUCAUGGGGAAGACAGAGGGCUCGGUGGCUCGCGAGGAGUGGCACGGACAUGUCACCGCGCUGUCCGUGGCGCCGGAGUUCCGGCGGCUUGGACUGGCUGCCAAGCUGAUGGAGAUGCUGGAGGAGAUCUCGGAGCGGAAAGGAGGCUUCUUCGUCGACCUCUUUGUGCGAGUCUCCAACCAGGUGGCCGUGAACAUGUACAAGCGCCUGGGCUACAGCGUCUACAGGACGGUGAUAGAGUACUACUCGGCCAGCAACGGCGAGCCGGACGAGGACGCCUACGACAUGAGGAAAGCUCUGUCCCGGGACACGGAGAAGAAGUCCAUCAUCCCGCUGCCGCAUCCGGUCCGACCCGAAGACAUCGAAUAACCUGGCGUGGCUCUCUGACUCCCCACCCCACCCAUGACAUCGUAGAGGAGCCCCAGUCAGGGAGCCACAGCGCUUUCACUUCCUGUCAAUUGGUAAUAAAACAUGAGACUUUCAGAUGCUUCUCUCAGCUCUCCCUCUCUGCUCCUGAUGUCCCCAAAGAAAAACAACGUCUGGAGUAGAUUUCAUGACUUUAAGUAACAAAAGAGCAUCAGUAGAAAAUCUAGUCUCCAUCGCUUCCUGGAUUCCUCUCUCCUCCCACCUCCUCCUUCUCCUCCUCCUCCUUCUCCUCCUCCUCCUCGCUGCUGCUGCUGCUGCUGCUGCUGCUGCUGUCGUCGUCCCGGUCGUCGUAUGCUCCAGUCUCUGGGUGUGAGUCGCUCUUCUGAGUCUCGGACGAAGGCGACGUCUCGCCGGUCAUCUCCACUUGGCUCUCCACCUGCUUCUUCCACAUGCGAGCCAUGGCCAGCAGCUUGAGGUUGGGCUGGUUGGCAGCGUCCUCGGGGAAGAUGUAGUCGUAGUACUCCUCCCAGCCGGCGUCCGACUGCAGGGGAGAGACAGCGCUGGUCA
Synchiropus splendidus (mandarinfish) is the source of this 1169-nucleotide messenger RNA. It is a transcript of the gene naa20, whose product is annotated as N-alpha-acetyltransferase 20, NatB catalytic subunit. The record is from RefSeq and is a predicted model, not a curated record. Lineage: Eukaryota; Metazoa; Chordata; Actinopteri; Syngnathiformes; Callionymidae. Gene Ontology annotation, cellular component: NatB complex. Gene Ontology annotation, biological process: N-terminal peptidyl-methionine acetylation. The transcript has 6 exons. Gene Ontology annotation, molecular function: protein-N-terminal amino-acid acetyltransferase activity. The coding region runs from base 69 to 605 and encodes 178 amino acids.